CAAUUAAAGUAAUUUUUUCUUACAUUUUUCAAAGUAACCAGUUCAGCGAAAUUUUAUCUUCCAGCAGCUUUCAACAACGAGCAGACUUGACAACUUUCACGAAAACAGCUGGAGAGAGGAAAACUGUUUUACCAGGUUCAAGAUGGUUGAUGAUGCUACUCGAAAAACAUUAAGUAAUAUACCGCUGUUAAAAACCAAAGCUGGACCAAGAGAUAAAGAAUUAUGGGUAACUCGACUGAAAGAGGAGUACCAAGCUCUGAUUAAAUAUGUACAGAAUAACAAAGAAGCAGAUAACGACUGGUUUCGGCUAGAAAGUAAUAAAGAAGGAACAAGAUGGUUUGGAAAAUGCUGGUUCAUUCAUGAACUUCUGAAAUAUGAAUUUGAUGUUGAAUUUGACAUUCCAGUAACUUACCCAGCCACUGCACCUGAGAUAGCAUUACCAGAACUGGAUGGUAAAACAGCUAAAAUGUACAGAGGAGGUCGAAUCUGUUUAACAGAUCACUUUAAGCCUCUGUGGGCUCGUAAUAUUCCUAAGUUUGGUAUUGCUCAUGCUAUGGCCUUAGGGCUUGGACCUUGGUUAGCAGUGGAGAUUCCAGACAUGAUUCAACGGGAGGUUAUCACUUAUGUGGAGAAGAAAUCUUAGCAACUUGUUGAAAAGUUUGUGCUGUGGUACAUAAACCAUUUUAUUUCAGUGAAUAUUGUUGCAUUUGUGUUUUUUUAAGACAGAUUGUUGCUAAAUGCAAAUUAUUAGUUAUUAUUGACAUGUUCCUGUGCUGAAACUUUGUUGUUAUUUUAGAAAAUUACUUCAUUCAGAAAGUCAAGGAGUUUAAAAUCAUUUUAAAAGUUUAUACUAUAUUAUUAGAAUAAAAUUUUCAUAACAUUAAAA
Molecule: messenger RNA, 886 nt
Organism: Macrobrachium nipponense
Lineage: Eukaryota; Metazoa; Arthropoda; Malacostraca; Decapoda; Palaemonidae
Gene: Ufc1
Product: ubiquitin-fold modifier-conjugating enzyme 1
Exons: 5
Coding region: 143-643 (166 amino acids)
Biological process (GO): protein K69-linked ufmylation
Cellular component (GO): cytoplasm
Molecular function (GO): UFM1 conjugating enzyme activity
Source: RefSeq, a predicted model, not a curated record